This is a messenger RNA of Apodemus sylvaticus (European woodmouse), 3898 nucleotides long. RefSeq names its product nanos C2HC-type zinc finger 1 (gene Nanos1). The record is from RefSeq and is a predicted model, not a curated record. Lineage: Eukaryota; Metazoa; Chordata; Mammalia; Rodentia; Muridae. Bases 335 to 1123 code for a protein of 262 amino acids. Gene Ontology annotation, cellular component: perinuclear region of cytoplasm. Gene Ontology annotation, biological process: oogenesis; negative regulation of translation. Gene Ontology annotation, molecular function: zinc ion binding; mRNA binding. The transcript has a single exon.
CGGCGUCUCACCCGCCCCCUCGCAGGAUGCCAGGCGCCCCGCAGCUGGUGAGGUGGGCGCAGCGCGCUGGGCGCAGGAAGCGCGCAGGGUUGGAGAAGAGCGCGCGCCCGCCUCCGCUCCGCCUCCGUCCGGGGGCGCGGGCGCAGUGGCCCCGGCGGAGGAUCGCAGGGGGCAGGGCCGAGACAGCGAGGAGGGGCACAGGAGAAAGCGGGAGCGAUAAAAGGAAGCAAGGCUGCCCCACCCCGCGGCAGGCCAGCGGGCAGGCUCCUGCAUCCCUUCUGUCCCGCCCUUGCCGGUGGCGGCGGCGGGGAGGCGCGCGGCCCGUUGCCGGCCCAUGGAGGCUUUCCCUUGGGCGCCACGCUCGCCCCGCCGCGCCCGCGCCCCCGCGCCUAUGGCGCUCGUGCCCAGCGCCCGCUACGUGAGCGCCUCGGGCCCGGUGCACCCGCAGCCCUUCAGCUCCUGGAACGACUACCUGGGGCUAGCCACGCUCAUCACCAGGGCUAGCGACCGCGGCUCCCCGCAUGAGGGGUCCGGGCCCACGGCUGUGGGGCCCACGCUGGGACCGCCCGAGGACGAUGAAGACGAUGACGGCGAUGAGCCGGAGGCCGAGGGCCGCUACCUGGGCAGCGCGUUGGAACUGCGCGCACUAGAGCUGUGCGCCGGCCCCGCUGAGGCCGGGCUGCUAGAGGAGCGCUUCGCUGAGCUGAACCCGUUUGCAGGGCGCGCCGCUGCGGUGCUGCUGGGCUGCGCGCCCUCUGCCUCCGCCGCCUCCACCACCGAAGUGACGCCGCGCGAAGAGCCAAGCCCUGCGUGGGCUGCUGAGCCUCGUCUGCACGCGGCCUCCGGGGCGACUGCCACGCGUCUGCUGAAACCGGAGCUUCAGGUGUGUGUGUUCUGCCGGAACAACAAGGAGGCGGUGGCGCUCUACACUACACACAUCCUCAAGGGCCCGGACGGCCGGGUGCUGUGCCCGGUCCUGCGCCGCUACACGUGCCCCCUGUGCGGCGCCAGCGGCGACAACGCACACACCAUCAAGUAUUGCCCGCUCUCCAAAGUGCCACCGCCCACCGUCCGCCCGCCGCCGCGCAACAGGGACAGCCUGCCCAGCAAAAAGCUGCGCUAGGAGCGGGCUGCAUCGAGCUGCGUACACCUGAAACCUGCGCUCCUCCCCCUUGGCUCAACUUGGGAAGUCGUCUUAUUUUACGGAAGCCGCAGGGUGAAGCACUUUCUUGUAGAGCGGUCGGACUCUGACGUUGAAAUCUUGAAUUUUGUCCCUAGUUUUUAAAACGCGCAUCCAGGACGGUGAGGGCUGAACAGAUGUACCACCGGUUGAAGUGUGAGGUGAAUGAGACGCUGUUUACUGUAUUCGUCGGUCUAUUUUAGGUGCGCAUCUGUAUGAAAUUUUCUCUGAUCUUGGAUGUUUCGUUUUAUGAAUGGAGGCACUUUAUUAGGUCUAGAGUAUUUUUAAUAGCCUCUGUCUGAACUGAGUGUAAGACUAACAAUUGUAUGGUAUGUCGGCAAAAUGACUAUUUUAUUGUUUGAUGCAAUUAAUUUAUUUUAGUUUGUCAUUCUAAUUGCAGGUAAAGCAACUUAGUACACUUGCCAGUAUUGAGAGGGUUUUCCUCCUCGUGGCUUGUUUCUGUCCUAGAUGGGAGGCUUAAAGGCACAAUCUGUAGCAAGUAGAAUACAGUUCCUUACCCUUUUAUGCAUCAGAUAUUCUGAAUUAGCAAGUAGUCCUUCCAACCCUUAAAAUUAACUGUGCCAAGGCUUAAUGAUAUCGUGUACAUAUUUGGAAAUGGUGCUGUUUAAGAGACGUGCAUUUAUACAGUGACAGUAUUAUGAAUCUAUUAAUCUCCCCUGUAACUCCUACUUAGCAUUUUCUCUAUGCACCACCCAAUUCUUUGUGUCAGAUGUUAAGACAUUUUCUCCUCAGAAAGGAGGAAACAUAUAGAGCAGUGUUAACCCACCUUGAUUACUCAAGUUCAGGAUUCCUAAAUAGGAAAUGGGGUACUAUAAUGCAAUAACUUGAGUUCCAAAAGGUUCUACUCUGGUAUGUUUGCCAUUCAAUUUACAGAGGGUGUACCAGAAUAAACACUUCAAGGCUGUAAAAAUUACGGUUGGAUACAAGUAUAACCUCCCUCCUCUUGGUGGUUCCACUAUUACGUUGAGACCCUUGUCUGCUUCCAGAACCCUAAAACAUCUUCAUGCAAAAGUUCUUAACUCUUUCCAGAACUCCUGUAAAUCCAUCAUACUGAGUGCUGGAAUAUGGCACAAAACUAGCAUCUAGCAUCUAGACAGAAAAGGCAAAGAUAAAGGCAAAGUAAGAUAAAUUCAGACAUGCACCAACCACUAUCUGCAAAUAAAAGAGAUUAAGUAUAUAAGGCUUGUAAUUGUAAGAUUUAGCUAGGAAUACUGAGAGGCUAGACUGCUUUUCGUAUUAAGUAGCGUCUUUACAGCAAACUUACUUUCUUAAAGAGGCUGACGUGAAAAUACUGACAGCUGUAAGCCCUAUUGGUAAAAAGGAGGACGUUCUUAGCAAUGAAGAAAGCUAUCCCUGUUAUAGCCCCACAGUUAUAUUCACUGGGCCUGAACUAAAUAAAACCAUGUUCCUUGUUAUUUUGCUAGAAAACAUACCACUUAUUCUGAGACGAAGUUUUUCAAGGCAACGUAAAUUCACAUCCUUGAACUCUGAUCUGCCUUUUCAAAAAGGUAUUCUAAAUGUUAAAAGAUUUGCUGUAAUCCCACCAGUUAUUUCCCAAGGCAUGUAUUUAAGUACAUGAGCUGAACCAUGAUCACAUGUACCUAAUGACAACUUUUAAUUUUUGACAUCUUACCAGAACUAAAGGCUGCUGAAACUGGCAUGAAACAUUCCAUGGUAUUGAAGACUCUGGAAACUAUCCUCAGUUAGGUAGCUGUUAUAUUAACAGGGAGAUACCUGUCAGGAAAGCGCUUCUAAACACGAGGACCCAAGUUCUAUCCCCAGCACCUACAUAAGGACAUAGUGGUGUGCCUAUAACCCCAGUGCCGAUAGGCAGAAGCCAGCCUUACUACAAGGAUGAGCUCCAGGUCUGAGUGAAAAAACAUGAUCUGAAGUUGGAUCUCCACAUUCCCCUGCAUAUUUGCAAUAAUUUAAACCAAAUUUAACUGUGGUUGCAUCACUGUGGAGGCAGAGCCUCACUAGCGCCAGGUAUGGAAAACUCCAGAUUCAAAAGAAAGACCUUUUAAGAAAACAAUGAGUAGGGCAACUUGACUUCUGACCUCCAUGUACUUGCACACAAUAGUAUCCACACAAAACUGUAUCCCACACGGUAUUCUCCAACCCAUACCCUGUUUCCCAGCUAACAGAUAUUGAAAGUGUACAAUACAAGCAAGAACAAAACUUGUUUUUCUAAUAUUUUAGAAAAAAUAAACUUAGCCCUAAAAAUAGUAAUUCCUUUAAUCCUGCUACCCAGGAGGCAGAGGAAGGCUAAGCAAUCCUUGGAAUGCAAUGUUAUAAAGGUUUUGCAAAAAAAAAAAAAAAAAAAAAAAAAGUUUACAGUAGAUAUCCAGGUUUAGGGCCAGGGAGAAUGCACAAAACCCUAGGAUGCCUAUUAUUAAAGGAACAGAAAUUAAACUUGAUGCCCAAAGUUUCAUAUAACACUUUGAUAAACUUGGCUUCUGCCUAAGGCACUCUGGACCUGGCUAGACCACAAAAAGGCACAGCAUUGUGACAGUUUCACAGAAAGACAAAGGGUUGUGCUGUGCUUUAGCCUGCAUUGUCUAUCCAAACUUGUUAAUUUUAAUAGCUUUUUACCAUUUUGUACUUUAUUUUUCCUAUAAAGUUCUUUUCAGAAGUUAAAUGGCUUUGAUUAAAACUUUUGUUAGAUACAGUAAACCAAAACUAUGUAUUUCAAAACUA